AUGGAUACAAACGAAAGUGGUGUAAGUAUGGACUCUAAUUCUUAAAAUAACUCAAGAAUAAAGCAUAAAAUAAUAUUUUUAGGGGACCAACAUGUAGGUAAAACAUGCAUAAUUGAACGUUUUAUGUACGAUGUUUUUGACGAAAAAUCGCAUCCUACAAUAGGAGUUGAUUUUUUAGCCAAAACAAUAACAAUAGAUGAAAAAAGUAUUCGAUUAUAAUUAUGGGAUACAGCUGGAUAAGAAAGAUUUAGAAGUUUAAUACCUAGUUAUUUGAGAGAUGCAACAUGUGCAGUUAUAGUUUUUGAUAUUACUUAAAAGACAUCCUUUGAUAAUCUAGAUAAAUGGAUUUAAGAUUAUAAAGAUAAUAGAGGAAUAGAUGCUCCUUUUAUAUUAGUUGCAAACAAAUUAGAUAUGAAAUUAUCAAGAGAAGUAACAUAAUAGGAAGCUGAAUAAAAGGCUUAAAGCAUUAGAGUUAAUUAUUAUGAAAUUUCAGCAAAAACAGGCGAAAACGUAUUAAACAUGUUUAAAUCUAUGGCAACUUCUUUAUAACCUAUUGAACAAAGUAUAUUAAAUCCUGGAUAGUCAAACGAAAAUAAUAAAAACUAAGACGAAAAACUAAAAAAAAAAGAAGCUUGUUGCUGA
Ichthyophthirius multifiliis is the source of this 642-nucleotide messenger RNA. RefSeq names its product Ras family protein, putative. Gene Ontology annotation, molecular function: GTPase activity; GTP binding. The record is from RefSeq and is a predicted model, not a curated record. The transcript has 5 exons. Lineage: Eukaryota; Ciliophora; Oligohymenophorea; Hymenostomatida.